This is a messenger RNA of Brenthis ino (lesser marbled fritillary), 1302 nucleotides long. Lineage: Eukaryota; Metazoa; Arthropoda; Insecta; Lepidoptera; Nymphalidae. The record is from the annotation of a GenBank genome assembly.
AUGCACUAUGGCCGAAAAGCUUUUUCAAAAACAGGUGAAGAUACAAUUGUUCCCAAAAAGGUUUUCUUCAAUGGUAGAGUAAGUCGAGCAGUAAAUUUAGCAAUUGGUUUUUGCACCGGUGGCUUUACCACGGCGCGCGGCACGGUCGCUGUCGCAAGAAGCAGCAGCAGUACCGCGCCAACACCUUGUGAAAUGGUCGUAUCUAACACUAUAUUAAUUCCCGACCCGCCUCGGUGGGUUUUGUUUAACAAAAACUUUGCGCUGUGCCACAAAAAAUCUAAAUUCGCAAGUUUAUAUUGUAUGUGUGUCAUCAAGUGUUUGGCGAUGUCUCAAGCUGAACUAGAAGAUUUUAGUACUUUUUUACAAGAAACUUCGCAAUUGGAUCAGAAUGUUAAGAGUAACAUUCCUAACGACUAUGACGAUGAUGUCCAUGUAUCUGACCACGCUUGGGAAGAAAGCGGCAAAUUUGAGGGUGACUUGAUUCUAAAUGAUCGACAAAGACGUAUGAUAGUAGCUAGUGUCGCCGAGGGACUCGCUCGCAAUGGUAUAUCUGACACAACGAAACGUUGGCCGAAUAAUGAAGUAAUUUACUACAUUCAAAUCGAACAUUUCUCAAAUGAUCAAAUCCAGUCAAUUCAAAAUGGUAUAGAUGAUUUAGCUAGAGCUUCUUGCGUAAAGUUUACGCCAUACAAAAAAGGAGAUCGCGAUGCAGUUGUAAUACAGGGCAGCAGAAGAGGAUGUUUUUCACAAGUAGGAUAUCAAGGAGGAUACCAAAUUAUGAAUCUUAAUAGCCGCCAUCCAGCGGGACGAGGUUGUUUCCGCCAUGGAACUGUUGUACAUGAAAUGUUACAUACACUAGGAUUCUACCACAUGCAAAGUAGUCCUGAUCGUGAUGAUUAUAUUGAUGUUUUAUGGCCUAAUAUUCUCAAGAAAGCUAGACACAAUUUUCGGAAAUAUAAUUCAUUCUCGGUUUCGGACUUUGGUGUGGGCUACGACUAUGACAGCGUCCUACAUUAUAGCCGUAAAGCAUUCUCUGUAAAUGGACAAGAUACUUUGGUUCCUAAACAGCUUGGUGCACAAAUAGGGCAAAGAAUAGGUAUGUCCGACAAAGAUAUUGAAAAGCUCAACAAAAUGUAUUGUGAUGCAGAUUCAGACCUCCCCUCUGAUAGUAAUGAUUCAAUUCAAAAAGUACACAAGAAAAAACAUAAAAAUAAGCCAUUUGAAGGUCAAGGAUUGGGAUACCAAAAAGUAAACCAGAGGGACAGAAUCCGCUUAUUCAGGGAGCUAGAGCUAGAGAAGAAA